Messenger RNA from Adineta ricciae, 1773 nucleotides. The record is from the annotation of a GenBank genome assembly. NCBI's taxonomy places the organism in Eukaryota, Metazoa, Rotifera, Eurotatoria, Adinetida, Adinetidae.
AUGAUUUUAGACGAUACUAAUUCAACUUCAUUGGUUGUUAAUCUGGUGAUCGUUGGCUUUCAUCAUAAAAAAGGACAUCAAAUCGAGUAUAGUUAUCCAUUGGCGAAAGAAAGUUUAGAUGAACAAUGGUCAAAUAUUUUAUCUUACGCAUUACCAGAUGGUGCACAUAAUCGAGAGAAAGAUUUGAUUUAUUUCCAUAUACCAUCGUUAGAUAAAGAAACGAAUGCUCAACGGACAUUAUUUGGUAUUGCUGCAUAUAGACAGAUUGACGCUAAUAGUAUUGUUAAUAAAGAAGCAGAUGUAACGAGAAAUUCGAUUCAAAAAAGUGUCUGUCUUUUGUUAAGACAACCAUUGUAUGGAAACAUCAGUGAAGAACUUCAAUUGUUAACGGAGAAGUAUUUCGAAGAGAAAGAUUUUAGUAAAAUAAAUCUAUUCGAAGAAUUUGUUCAAAAAUUGAAUCUCAAUCCACUUGUAUUUGAUAUAAAGUAUUUUUCCGCGAAAGAUUUAUUUAUUCAAUAUCGACGAAAGACUUUAAUUCUUUUAAAACUUAUUUUAUUACAAAGAAAAGUUCUAUUUAUGCUAUCACCAAUUGAAAACUUAGUCAAAACCAUUCUUACUCUAGUAUCAUUGAUUCCCGGUAAAUCUACGAAAUUGAUUCCAAAUGGUCUAAAUGAAUGUACAUUACUUGGAGAAAAGGAAAAUCUUCCGCGAUCGAUCAGUUUAAACGAUACCGAAGAUAUUGUUUUCGAUAAAAAUUUCAACCAGCAACUCAAUUUCGAUCAAGUCAAAUUGAAAACCCAAGUGGAUGAUGAUGAUGAUGAAGUAGAAAGCUCAUCAAUUAGUACACAAGAAAAAGAAAAGGAAGAAGGAGAACAACAGGAAACGAAAUUGAAUUUAAUGAAACGUGCAACAUCAUUAACAGCAAAGUUAUCUGAUACGUUCAAUCGAUUAACAACGACGACGACUACAAACACGGCGAUGACAACAAGUCCAUCAACUCUUAUUGCAAAUUAUUCACAAGAUUAUCUGAACCAUUUAGAUCAACUUCAAUUUCCAUUGCAAUUGUUCAACAAAAAUAAUCUUCUUCAUCCAUAUUUACCGUUGAAUAAUCUCGAUCUAUUGACAAAUCGAAAUGUUAAUUCGUAUGUGAUUGGCGCGAGCAAUGCAUUAUUUCGACAACAGGUCACUCAUGAUAUCAUUAUUGUUGAGAAUGAUGAGGACUUUCUCAUUCAAUCAUCACAAUUGAAAUCUGAACUGCAAUUGACAACUGCCGAUUUGAGAUUUUUGCAAAUGUUCGAAGAGGAAAAUAAUGGUAUUAAGAGUGAGGAGGAGAUUCGACGUUUAUUUUUAAAUUAUCUCUUAUCGUUGAUGGCUGUUGCGCAAACACCAAACGAUGAAGCAAUGAAUGACUUCAAUUAUUCAUUUGUUAAAUCAUUCCAAUCGACAGAAGCUUUUCGUUUGUGGCAGUCGAAAGGACCGUAUCCAUAUUUUGAUCAAAUUAUUCCAAGACAUCCGCAGGCUGGACAACUCAAUGUCGCGGAUGUUAAACUGCGUGUUGCUCAUGUCUUGGAUGAUACGGAGACCGGAAGAAAAUUGAAAGGAGCGUUUGAAGAUACUUCGCAUUUUAUGGGAGAAAAAUCCCGUGCGGCAACGAAAGUUCUUGGUCAAGCAAAAAAUUCCAUUUUUUCGUCAGUGAUUGGAACAAUUAACCAAGGAAAACAAUGGCUAAAUAAACCACCAACGUCAUCCGAUUCUUUAACAUCAAUGUCAUAA